Messenger RNA from Lithohypha guttulata, 1749 nucleotides. RefSeq lists its product as uncharacterized. NCBI's taxonomy places the organism in Eukaryota, Fungi, Ascomycota, Eurotiomycetes, Chaetothyriales, Trichomeriaceae. Gene Ontology annotation, molecular function: alpha-(1->6)-fucosyltransferase activity. The coding region runs from base 1 to 1749 and encodes 582 amino acids. The transcript has a single exon. Gene Ontology annotation, biological process: protein N-linked glycosylation. The record is from RefSeq and is a predicted model, not a curated record.
AUGCUACUAGCAAGCCGAGCAAGCCCACCGAAACAAUUGCAAGUCCCAACCCAAUCCAGAAACACUGCAGCAUUGAAGGAAUUCCUUUUGCAUAGUCCAUUACCCUCUCCAGCUCUUCCAUCUAUCUUGCCUCGACAUGGCAAGAAACCGCCAGCCCUCAACACCCGCCGGACCUUACGAUACAUCAGCUGGCUCUUCAUCGUGACGACGACGAUUUACCUUGUCCUUUUUAUUCGCAGCUUACGAGUCAAUCUACCCAGUGAUGCUCUAGAGAAAGUCUACCAACACACUAAUGGUCAUGCAUAUGAAAUUGUGGAAGACUCUCAGCUACCUGACUAUGCUUCACCGCUUGCAGUGACAGAUAGUAGUGGCUCCUCGAGAUGGACCAUCCACAUUCCUUCGAACCGUGGUUUCCCUCUCCAGUCGCAAGAAUACUCAGAAAUCUGUAGUCAUAUUGACGAUGUCGCUCGCCAUGUGGCUAUUGCUCAAGGUCAAGAAGAGGAUGCCAAUAGCAAACGAGGCUACUACGACGCAGAUCCAAAUUAUGUUGAUGUCGCAGAAGCUCAACUGAACGACUUGAUCCCGUUCGACCCAAACUUCGUACCCACGAAACCUGGUCAGCUUCCAGUCUGUAAGUCCAGCCUGAUCUACAUCCUCGAUGCCAGCGAUGCUGGCUUGGGUGGCAGCUUACUUGGCCUCUGGCUCUCCUAUGGUCUGGCUCAACGAGAAAAGAGGUCGUUCUUCAUCGACGAUAGUCAUUUUGCGUAUGGCCGAUACUCAAGUCUCUUUGAGCCACCUUCACGACCGAACUGCCGACCUGCUCCCCCAACCCAUCGUGUGCCGUGUCCGAGAAUGAGCCAACACCUGGUUGUGACUGCUAGCACUUGGAGCUCGACUUUUGGAAACACAUUUCAUAAGAAGUUCAAUGAUAAGGAAGUCUUCGAAUUAAUGCGAGUCGGUUACGAAGGACUUUUCAAGCUACUACCAGAUGACCAAUUAUAUGUUGCCCAACGUGUGACGGAGCUCAGGACAAUCCUUGGAGAAGAGACGCUAUUAGCAGGCAUGCACAUCAGAAGAGGAGACAAGCACCCAGAAGAAUUUCAAUACCAAUGGGGAUACGUUCCGUUCGCAAAAUACCUCGAGGCUCUGACCGAGCUUGUCAGCGACACGAGCUCCUUUUCUCUCACUACUCUCGAGCAGCCAAAGCACAGCCGGAAACUGAUCUUCGUCCUAGCGAGCGACGACGAAGCUGUAUACCACGACCCAGAACUCCAGAACUCAACCAUCCGUGCCCAAGAACGUAUCGAUCUAGCCCACAACAACCAACUCUCAAACCCACUCAACGAAGGCUGGGAACGAGGCUUCUACAGCUCAGCAUUCUGGGGUCUAGGCCUUCCUCGACAGGCACGAACUCAGCAAUUCAAUCUCGCAGAAUCGCCAUCGCCUACGAAGGACACCAAAUACGAGCAGCGUGUCCUUGGCAUUUCUGCGGCGAAUGGAGAAGAGUACGACCCGCACAGAGACUACCGGUCCAACCCGACCGCAGCAUCAUUGCGCCUGCGUAAUCACAUUGGGAGGUCCUAUUUACUGGACCUGGCGGUCCUGGCGCAGAGUGACAGACUGGUUUGUACGGCGAGUAGUCGUGGUUGUCGGAUAUUGGGCGUUAUGAUGGGGUGGGAGAAAGUGCAAAAAGGUUGGUGGAGGAACAUCGAUCGAGCCGGUGAGGUGAGCUGGAGAGCUCAAUUAUGA